AUGAGAACGCAAAGCGAAAUUAUAAAACCAUUAGUUCCCCUUCGGAGAAUACCGAAGAACAGAGGAACGGUUGUGCGAAAUGUUACCGAAAUAAAUCCGUUGUCUGAAAAAGAAAUAAAAAAUGUGGUGGAAGUAUAUUCUGAAGCUAAUAAAGCAUAUUAUAAGAAUUAUUUACAAAAAGAGCGACAAAAGAAAAAUAAAAAUAAUGGAAAGAAGAAAAAAAGUAAUUUAGCAUACACUUCGAAAAAGUCACAAAGUGAAGAAUUUGAUCCUUUGAGUCUUAAUCCAUUAGAUUUUAGAAAUAAUAAAUUUGAAGAGAACGGAUCCCUUUUACAUUUACCAGGUUCUAAUAUAAACGCAAAAUAUGUACCUCAUAAUAUAAAUUCAGAAUAUGGAAUAUGUAGUAUGUCAUAUGGAACGCUUCAUAAAUCUAAUCCUUUAUUAUGGGGCAAGGAUUAUAAAAAUCAUUAUGAAUUACCUACAAUAUGUUCAAUAGUAAAAUCAAAACAUCCUAUAUAUUCCAAGCCUAAUGUUGCUAAAAUGUUCAGUAAAUUAUCGAAUAAUAAAAAAAUGGACGAACAAGAAAACAAAAUAAAUAAUUAUAAUAAUAAUAAUAAUAAUAAUAAUAAAACGAUGAAGGAGAAAAAGAUGAAGAAGGAAAUAUUUAUUAAUAAUAAUAACAAUAAUAAUAAUAGGAAGAGUAAUAAUAAUAUUAAUUUAUCCAUGAAAGAGUGUCCUCAUAAAGAUAUUAAAAAAGUCCCAACAUUUGGUAAUUAUAAAGAAGAAAGUGAUUUUCCUGAUCUUUCAACAGAAUUAUGCAAAACAUAUAAUGACACUUAUACAAAUAGUAAUUAUGAUGAAAGCACUAUGCAAACGGAUGGGAAUUAUAAAGCACAAAAAAAUUUAGAUAAUUUUAAAGAAAGUGCAGAUGAAGGUACAUAUGAUUAUUCCGAUUUUUUUGAUGAGAAGCAAAGGGAUUGUAAAAAUGAGAAAAAGGAAGAAAUGAACAAUGUGGAAUUGAUUACAGAUUCGUAUAAAAAUAAAUUUCCGAAUUUUCAUCAAAAUGGUAAGGUAGAUGAAAAUUUUACAAAAAAUAAUAUAGACAAAAAUAUUUCUGUCGAAUAUAAUAAUAAAACAAAAUGUAUGUUUACAAAAAGAGAUAACAACAAUAAACUUGGAAAUAAAAUUUGCACUAAGAAAAAUAUAGAAAAUAAAAAAAAUGCACAAAAGGAUUAUAAACAUUGUGAUAAAGAAAUAAAGGGGAAAAUUUUUUUAAAUCAAGUUCCUCUUAUGUUAACUAGUAAAAAAAAAAUUAAUCAUAUAUAUAAUGAUUUUAAAGAAAAAAAUAACGAAAAUUAUUUAUUAAAGAAUGAGAAAUGUUCUAUUAAUAUAGAUUGCGGAGAUAUAUCAGAUAAGAAAAAAAAAAAAAAUUCCAAAAAAAAAAAGUUGAAUAAACAAAUUGAAGGAGAUAAAUAUAUUACUAAUAUAAUUGAAAAUGAGGAAUGUUGCUUAUCAAAUGAAAAUAUAAAUGAUGAUAAUAUAAGCAAAAGUAGAAAAAAGAAAAAAAAAAAAAAAGGUAUUAAGAAAAAGAUAAAAAAUAAUUCAAAUUUAAAAAUGGAUCAAUAUAAAAAUUCGUUAAAUAUUAAAUAUUUCCCUAUUAAAACAUUAAAUGAGAUAAAAAAGGAUAUUACGAAUGAUACGAAUAUAUCAAGCAUUAUAAAAAAUUAUAAUACAAAAGAGUUAAAUAAACCAACCAUAUAUGAAUAUAACAAAAUGGAUGCAAAUCAGGAUAUGGAAACAAAAAGGGAAAUAAGUAAUCCUAUAAAUGUAUGUGUACCUGAUAAUUCAUCUACGUUUUUAAAAGAUAGGCCAGAAGUCAAAAUGGUAGAAGGUAAGUGUCUACCUAAUAUGUAUAAAGACAAAUAUUCUACAAAUAUUUACAACAGGAAUAAUAUUAUCCCAAAUAAAAAUCAAAUAUAUAUAUCUAGAGGUAUUAAUAAUAGUAAUAUCUAUGAAAGUCAAAAUAUGGGAUUGAGACAAAAAGGAUAUUAUCCAUUAUUUGGUGAUAUACCUAAAUGUAAAGUACAAAUACUACCAUCCCAAAUAAGUUCAUCAGGAGUAUCAUCACCAUUUAUAAGUGCUCCAAAGCAAGCUUUAUCUUCAAUAAUACAUUCACAAUUAUCCAUUCCAGAUAUGAUUAGUGGUCAUAAUUCAAAUCAAAUAUCUUAUAUAACACCUGAUGUAAAUGUAUUAAAAGGAAAUUUAUCUAGCCAAAUUAAAAAUACAAAUUUGUAUAGCCAAAUUAAUACUGGUAUUAAUAAUGGUAUAUCACUAAUAUCUGAGCCUAUCAUAAUAGAUCAAAAUCCUAUAUCUAAUAUAAAUCUAAAUAGGAUAGAUGUACAAGAUGUUGGAGGGGUGUAUGAGAAGAAUAUGUACAGCAUGAUUCCAUGGACAAAAUCGCUGGUUGAGAACAAGAAUUAUAAUAAUGUGGAUAGUUCUUUUGGUAAUAUGGGAAAAUAUUCUAUCAGGCAUUUGGAUGUAAAUACAAGAAGUUUAUAUAGUAAUAUAAAAAAUGAUAUAUUUGGAAACCUGGUUUUCUUGGAUGGGUCUUAUAAAAACAUGACGAAUAAGAUGAAUAAUGAUGUUGUUACGGAGAAGAAUGGUUUGAUUCAAGAAGGUAAGUUGGGAGGAAUAUGUUUGGAAAAUAAUAAGAAUAAUAAUAUGAAUAAUAAUAUGAAUAAUAAUAUGAAUAAUAAUACGAAUAAUAAUAUGAAUAAUAAUAUGAAUAAUAAUAUGAAUAAUAAUAUGAAUAAUAAUAUGAAUAAUAAUAUGAAUAAUAAUAUAAGUAAUAAUAAUAAUAAUAAUAUAAGUAAUAAUAAUAAUAUUAGUAAUAAUAACAAUUCUGCUGUUGAGUACUUUAAUUUUGAAAACGGUGUUUCUGCUGUAACUAGUCCAUCAUAUAUACAUUUAGAGAGAAAUCAUAAGUUAAAAGAAAACUAUAAGGGUAAUACAUUUAAAGGGUUUAGAAGUGGCGAUAUUAAUGAUAAGGUAAAUUAUAAUAUGAAUAAUACAGCUUCGAUGCAUAGAAACCUACACAUGGAAGAAUAUGUGAUGGAUAGAAGAAAUAAAUCUGACGUGAAUGAAUUGAUUAAAAUAUCUAAUGAUAACUUAUUAAAUAUACAAAAGAAAGAAUUAUUAGAUAUUUUAAAUGAGGAGAAUAAAAAGAAGGGAGAUAUAGAUAAUAAAAAUAAUUUAGAUAUGCUAUUAAGUGAGGUAAAUAACAAAAUGUGUAAUGAUAACAAUGUUGGAAUUAAAGGUAUAUGUCGUAAUAAUAUUGAAAAAACAGAUGCCUUUGUAUCACCUAAUACGUAUGUAAAUGCGUUGAGUAUAUCUGAUGGGAAUACAAUAGGAGGUAGUAAUAAACAUAAUAAGAAGGAUCAUAUAAAUGGUAUGGAUAAAUAUAUUUAUAAUAAGACGAGUAAAAUUAAUGAUUGUAAUAAUUAUAAUAACAAUGAGAUGAUUUAUUCUCAUAUAUUUGAUGAGAAAAAUAUAAAUGAACCAUCAGAUAUGGUACCUAUGAAUAGAAAAAGGGUUGAUGAAAAAUAUUUAAACUAA
Molecule: messenger RNA, 3615 nt
Organism: Plasmodium reichenowi
Lineage: Eukaryota; Apicomplexa; Aconoidasida; Haemosporida; Plasmodiidae
Exons: 1
Coding region: 1-3615 (1204 amino acids)
Source: RefSeq, a predicted model, not a curated record